Messenger RNA from Macroventuria anomochaeta, 1242 nucleotides. RefSeq names its product Lipoic acid synthetase-like protein. The coding region runs from base 1 to 1242 and encodes 413 amino acids. Gene Ontology annotation, cellular component: mitochondrion. The record is from RefSeq and is a predicted model, not a curated record. Gene Ontology annotation, molecular function: 4 iron, 4 sulfur cluster binding; lipoate synthase activity. Gene Ontology annotation, biological process: lipoate biosynthetic process. The transcript has 2 exons. NCBI's taxonomy places the organism in Eukaryota, Fungi, Ascomycota, Dothideomycetes, Pleosporales, Didymellaceae.
AUGGCUGCCUCGAUACCCCGCUCACGAUGCCUCUUCGCUGUGUCUGCACGACGGGCUAUCCCUCCAUCUCGAACAGCAUCGCAAUGCGCUCGAACUUUUGCCACAACCUCAGAUAACCCCCCAGCAGCACCAACAGCCUCAAAGCCAAAGAGAGCGAGGACAGCGUUCAGCGAUACCCUCAAUUCCGGUCCGUCUUUUGGCGAUUUCGUCAACCCUAAUGCGCCACUGUCACCCGCCGAAGCCUACGAGAUCAAGACUGCUACAGUUGGCCCAGAAGGCCGCAAGAAGACCAUCACUCGACUGCCCGAGUGGCUCAAAACACCCAUUCCUGUAAACCAGAACUACAAGAAGAUCAAGAAGGAUCUUCGGGGUCUGAACCUCCACACCGUCUGCGAGGAAGCGAAAUGUCCCAACAUUUCAGAUUGCUGGGGAGGAAGCAACAAGAGUGCAGCGACGGCGACCAUUAUGCUCAUGGGUGAUACAUGCACACGUGGUUGUCGUUUCUGCUCGGUCAAGACGGCAAAAGCGCCUCCGCCACUCGACCCUCACGAACCCGAGAACACAGCUGAAGCGCUACGAAGAUGGGGUCUGGGUUACGUUGUCUUGACAUCUGUAGAUCGUGACGAUCUUGCAGAUGGAGGAGCACGACACUUUGCCGAGACCAUCAUGAAGAUCAAGCAGAAGGCACCAACAAUGCUCGUCGAGGCACUGACGGGAGACUACGCUGGAGACAUGGAGAUGGUCAAGAAGGUGGCUCUGAGCGGUCUUGACGUCUACGCACACAAUGUUGAGACUACAGAGGCUCUUACACCGUUUGUUCGCGACAGGAGAGCCAAGUUCAGGCAGUCACUGGAGGUUUUGCGCACUGCAAAGGAGGCACAACCAGAGCUCAUCACCAAGACUAGUAUCAUGUUGGGCUUGGGAGAGACUGAAGAGGAUCUCUGGGAUGCACUGAGAGAACUCCGCAAGAACAACGUUGACGUUGUAACUUUCGGCCAAUACAUGCGACCAACGAAGCGCCAUAUGGCGGUUCACGAAUACGUCACCCCCGACAAGUUUGAACUGUGGCGCCAACGAGCUCUUGACAUGGGCUUCUUGUACUGCGCAUCCGGCCCGCUUGUGCGAUCCAGCUACAAAGCAGGAGAAGCCUUCAUCGAGAAUGUGCUGAAGAAGAGGAGGCUAGGAGGCGCUGGCAACAGUGGGAUUGCUGAAGCACAGGCGACGGAGAGCAAGACUCUUUAG